Ilex paraguariensis (yerba mate) is the source of this 2957-nucleotide messenger RNA. NCBI's taxonomy places the organism in Eukaryota, Viridiplantae, Streptophyta, Magnoliopsida, Aquifoliales, Aquifoliaceae. The record is from the annotation of a GenBank genome assembly.
AUGGAAACAAUCAAGGCCUCUGCUGUAGACUUGUUGAUAGGCAAGAUAGUGUCGGCCAUUGAGAAUGAAGCAUCAUUGAUUGGAGGGCUUAGUGAUGAGCUUGACGAAAUCAAGCAGGAGUUUAUAAGCAUGAGAUCUUUUCUACAAGAUGUUGAUAAAAAGGGGGUCCUCAAUCAAGGAGAGAACGCAUGGGUGGGUAACAUAAGAGAUCUGGCUAAUGAGGUUGAAGAUGCCAUAGAUGAGUUCAUGUAUCACACGAACAAGCAGAAUAAUGGGGGCAAAUUCACAAGGCUUCUUUACCAGACAAUUCGCCUUCCAAAGAAUCUAUGGGUAAGACAUCGAACCGCCACAAAGUUGCAAAAGAUCAAUAGAAAGAUCAAAUCCAUUGACGAACGAAGAAGACGUUUUGCAAUCGAACGAAUAGAAGGAACAAGCUCUGUUGAUGAUCAAAAAGCAAUGUUUAAUUACGCAGUGUCGUCUUUCUUUAUCAAGGAGGACAAAUUGGUGGGGCUUGAGGAUGAUAAUGAACUUCUAGUCAAAUGGCUAACGGAGGAAGAACAAAAAUGCACUGUUAUUUCAGUGGUGGGAAUGGGUGUCUCCCAAAAAUAUGUUGUUGAUGAUUUACUGAGAAGAAUGAUUGAGGAAUUCUACGGCGCUGCCAAGGAAACAGUUCCUACAAAUUUAAACACGAUGGGGUUCAGAGAGUUGGUCAGUACAUUGCUGAGCUAUUUAGGGGCGAAAAGAUACUUAAUUAUCUUGGAUGAUGUGUGGAGCAGUAAGCUCUGGGAGGAAAUCAAUGUAUCUCUCCCAGAUGAAGGAUGUGGAAGUCGGGUAAUUCUUACAACGCGAAAUGAAAAUAUAGCUUCAUCAUCUUUCGGAGUCAAAAGCCAUGUUCACCAUGUAAAACCACUGGGAGAGAAAGAGGCCUGGGAGCUCUUUAGCUUGAAAGCAUUCUCCAACAAUCUGGUUAGGCUUUGUCCUCAAGAGCUUCAAAUCUUGGCUAGAAAGCUCGUCGACAAAUGUGAAGGACUGCCUCUUGCUCUUGUGGCUUUGGGUAGUGCCAUGUCAUCGAAGAAACUAGUAUCAGAGUGGCAAAAGGUUAAUAAUAGCCUGGAUUUCGAGUUGAGGAACAACCCCUCGCUGCAAAAGAUGAAGCUUAUCUUGUUAAUUAGCUUCAAUGAAUUGCCAUACAAUCUGAAGCAUUGUUUCUUAUAUUGUUGUCUAUUUCCUGAAGAUUUUGUGUUAAAAAGAAAGAGGCUUAUUAGACUUUGGAUGGCAGAAGGGUUUGUCGAAAAAGUGAAGGGAAUAACACCAGAAGAAGUGGCAGACAGCUAUCUCAUGGAACUCAUUCACCGAAACAUGCUUCAAGUUGUGAAGAGGAACCCCUCAGGAAGGCCAAAAAGAUGCAAGCUGCAUGAUCUUUUACGGGAAAUUUCUCUUUCAAUAGUGGCGGCCGAGAAUUUUGGUGCUCUGUAUGAUGAUGAAGAAGCAAGUAAAGAAAGUGGAGCACGUCGCUUGUCGAUCCAAACAAUAACAGAGCAAAUAAAAUCAUUAAAUGGCAUGUCAAAGCUCCGCUCGCUUCUUGUGUUCAUUGACUAUAGGAUUUCUCCAUCUUUGGUAACAUUGCCAUCUGGAUUUAGAUUGUUAAGGGUGUUGGAUCUACAAGAUGCACAGGUUGAGAAAUUGCCAGAUGAACUAGUGGAUCUGUUCAAUUUAAGGUACUUGAACCUAAGGAGGACGAGGGUGAAGGAGCUUCCAAAAUCAAUUGGAAGGCUCUCCAAUCUACAAACACUAGACGUUGCCCAUACAAGAAUAGAAGUGCUUCCAACAGGAAUAACAAAUUUGAAGAACUUGCGUUAUCUAGUGAUGUUCCGUUCCUCCCCUCAUGGAACUGAAGGUUUUGAAUAUUAUUUUGGAAUACGAACCCCGCCAAAUAUUUACAAGUUAAAGAACUUGCAAGUCCUGAGUUGUGUUGAAGCAGGAUCAGAUUUAAUGAGACGCAUCAGGAGCAUGACACAGCUUACAAGGUUUAGCAUUACAAAGGUAAGAGAAGCAGAUGAGAAAGACUUGUGCACCGCAAUCCAAAAUAUGAAUCUCCUUCGUUUGUUAAGUGUGAUGGUGAAAGAUGAGGCAGAAACCUUGCGAAUGGAUGUGCUCACUGCAGCUCCUCCACACCUUAAAUCUCUGCUAUUAGCGGGGAAAUUAGAGAGGGUGCCACACUGGUUUCAAUCACUUCGAAGCCUCGUGUUUUUGCGGUUGUAUUGGUCUAGACUGACACAAGAUGUUUUUCCUUUCAUCCAAGCGCUGCCUUGUUUAGGAAUUCUUGUACUUAACAAUGCAUAUUCUGGAAAAGAGUUACUGUUUGAUGCUGGGUUCCAAAAGCUGAAGUUUUUAUCUUUAGCCAAUCUCCCGCAACUGAAAGAGAUAACAAUAGAGAGGGGAGUGAUGCCAGAUCUCGAACAACUUAUUGUAGAAGGAUGUAUGGAGUUGAAGACAUUGCCUCAUGGCAUUGAAUAUCUCACGAAUCUCCAAACAUUGGACUUGGCUACCGUUUCAAGUGAGCUCAUCCAUCAGAUACAUGGUGAACAGAGUGUGGGUCGUUCAAAAGUUCGACAUAUCCCUAAUAUCCAUCAUUAUUACAAAUCAGCGUCUGAGACAUGGCAAUUCAAAAACUUGUCUUGAAUCUAUUGCAAGACGGAAUAAGGUGCAAAGAUGAAGAUUUCUUCAGGCAACCUUGGCUUAUGGAUGAAAUAAAAUUUGUAGCAGGAGCAAUGGUAUGCAUGUUGUUAUUGCUCUUGUAAUGCAGUGAUGCUUGUGGUGGAAUACUAUGGCCAUCUUUAUUGUAAUCUAUCUUUAUAUCUCAGCUUGGAGUGCAUUGGAGUUGUAUUGGUCUCAAGAUUUAGGCACAAUCUUGAGAUUAAUAAACUUGUCAAUUAUAGUGGAUUGAUUUGAAGUUU